AUGUCUCAACCUACAGAUUCUUGCAAAGCUGAAGCUUCUCACCAUGAACAUAACAUCGGACUCAGUGAAAUCGACACGGAAGCAGAGAAGCGACUGGUACGCAAAAUUGACCUAUUUCUGAUGCCUUCGAUGUUCAUCCUCUAUCUUCUAUCAGAUAUGGAUCGUUCCAAUAUCGGCCUUGCGAAGAUCGCCGGUAUGGAAAAAGACUUGGAAUUGAGUUCGAACGAAUACUAUAUAGCUGUGGUUGUCUGGGUUAUUGGCUAUACCGCCGCGGCAGUUCCAUCGAAGACAUAUGAAUUAACCGCUAAUGAAAACUUGAAUCUGCAGUAUGAUUUUAUCUUGAACCCGGCUGUCAUACUUUAUCCCAAUCAUCACCUUUGCCUGGGCAUCCAAUUGAUUGUUUUACGAUUUCUUCUUGGGAUUUUUGAGGCCGGGUUUAGUGUAGGUACUCGGAAUAAAUGCCUACAUUCCUGUCAUUUUGCGACCUCUGCUGAUUUGAAAAUGAUAAAGCCAGCAGUGAUAUUCCUGAUAUCGAUGUGGUAUCGAAAGUGUGAGCAGUAA
Molecule: messenger RNA, 561 nt
Organism: Penicillium hordei
Lineage: Eukaryota; Fungi; Ascomycota; Eurotiomycetes; Eurotiales; Aspergillaceae
Exons: 4
Coding region: 1-561 (186 amino acids)
Cellular component (GO): membrane
Molecular function (GO): transmembrane transporter activity
Source: RefSeq, a predicted model, not a curated record